AUGGAUAAUGAUGAAGACUCUAUGUCGGAAAGUGAGGAUGUGGAAAAAUCGAGGCCUGGUAAUAAAAAGAAAGGAAGACCCAAAAAACGUGCUAAAAUCUCUGAUUUUUGUGAUGAGGAUGCAACAGAGACCGUUGUUACUAGAACAGAUUUAUUGGAAUCAGUUAGUCCUGGUCUGAAAGAUGGAGAUAAACAUAACAAACAUGUGGAUGCAUUACGAAACGUUCGAGAAAGGUUUGAUCCUAACGAUGAUACAAGCCGGUUAAGGAUAAUUUUAAAGUGUGACAGGAAUAGCGAUGGAAGGACUGAGAAUCUACCAGCUAAUAAUGAAGUUGCUGCAUUGAUACCUAAUGAUUUCGAUGGUCAGGUAGAUGCACGUGAUAUCAUCAUCGAGUGUAAAAAGACUGGGAAUCUCAAAAGGAUCAGUGAAUUACAUCCUGCAUACUCAAGGAGGAAAAUGUUGCAUAUUACUAUGAGAGAGUUUUUUGCUUACCGCAUACAAGAGAGGGUUGGUGAGUCACCAAUCAUCCCUUUAUCUGGAAGAUUGUUCCAGCAGUUUUUGGUGGAUGCGUACACAAUGAUUGAGACUAAUAGACUACGUUUCAUAUCAAUGAAUCAGUCUAAACUUCGUUGCGAAAAUUAUGACAAAAUAAAGAAAACUUUUGAUGAAGGUGACACUGAUCUUUCUGACAAGGGUAAACGUAUUAUUAUACCUUCUUCUUAUACUGGUGGUACAAGGCACCUAAAAAGACAUAACUUGAAGCAAGAGGAUAGACCAGAUAUAUGUACGCGAGUCUUCAAGAUGAAACUAGAUGAUCUCAUGCACAGGCUCACCAAAGAAAAUGUGUUAGGUGUCGUAAAAGCCGCGAUAUACACGAUUGAGUUUCAAAAACGGGGGCUACCUCAUGCACACAUCGUUCUUUUUUUAGAAGCUGGUCACAAGCUACCAAUUGGUGAUGACAUUGAUAAGAUAAUAUGUGCUGAGAUUCCUGACAAGGAUAUUGAUCCAGCGCUGUAUGAGAUAGUAGGAGAUGUCAUGAUGCAUGGACCAUGUGGUGCUUUGAAUAAGGAUAGUGUUUGCAUGGCUGAAGGAAAAUGUACAAAGUAUUUUCCAAAAGCUUACAGUCCGAUCACUAAAAUAGAUGAUGUUGGAUAUCCUAUAUACAGGCGACGUAAUGACAAGAAAGUUAUCGUUAAAAAGGGUAUUGAAUGUGAUAAUGGAUUUGUGGUUCCUUAUAAUAGGAGUCUCACACUGCUUUAUAGGGCUCACAUCAACGUCGAAUGGUGUGUACAAUCUCGAUCAGUAAAGUAUCUAUUCAAAUAUAUUCAUAAAGGUGCUGACUACAUUCGUGCAACUGUCAAGAAUGAUGAUAAAGAAAACGAGAUUAAGAAACACUUCAAUUGUAGGUACGUAGCACCUUCGGAGUCUACGUGGAGAAUUUUCGGUAAUCAUACUCACCAUCGCACGGUUUCUGUAAUUAAACUACCCUUUCAUUUACCGAAUCAGCAAAUGGUCAUAUACAACGAGGAUGAUCCAGGUGACGAGGUUAUUAAUCGUGUCUCAGUUGGUACGUCAAAAUUCAUUGCUUGGAUGGAGUGCAACGAUAUGUAUGAAUUGGCGAGGACGUUAACUUAUGCGCAAUUUCCUACGAGAUUUGUGUGGAAUAACACAAAGAGAAUAUGGACGCCACGAUCAAGGAGAGUUGCUCUUUGUAGAAUCACGUACGUACCCAUUGGGGCAGGUGAAGCGUAUUAUUUAAGGCUUCUGCUUAAUUUAGUCAAAGGACCACGUAGUUUUGAUGAUAUAAAAACGGUCAACAAAGUUCUACAUUCUUCCUUCAAAGAAGCUUGCUAUGCGUAUGGAUUAUUGAAUGAUGACAAAGAAUAUAUUGAGGCCAUCAAUGAGGGCGGCUUGUGGCUUUCUGCCAAUUAUCUCCGUCGUCUUUUUGUGAUCCUGCUCACUACUCAAAGUAUAUCCAUUCCUUCUAGAGUUUGGGAUGCUACAUGGCAGGUAUUAUCAGAUGACAUCAUAUAUAAUUACAGAAAAGCUGCCAGGGACCAAACUGUUAGUCUAUCUCAGGAGCAAGUUAAAGACUUUACUCUGGUCGAAAUAGAACUUCUUUUACGUGUAAGUGGGAGAUCCUUAAAAGAAUUCACACCUAUGCCGUUUCCUGAAGAUAUUACUCUGGAGUCACGUGAUAAUCCUCUUAUUCGGGAUGAGAGGAAUUACAAUCGUGAAACUCUUAGAGUAAGAAACGAGCAGAUGUUAGCCACUGUAACCAGUGAACAGAGAAGUGUUUAUGAUGAGAUACUAGAAGCAGUUAAUAAGAACAGAGGAGGUAUGUUCUUUGUUUAUGGUUCUGGAGGUACUGGUAAAACUUAUUUGUGGAGUCUAUUAGGAUCUGCUCUACGUUCCCAAGGUGAUGUUGUUCUCAAGGUUGCAUCGAGCGGGAUUGCUGCGUUGUUAUUAGAAGGAGGCCGAACUGCGCAUUCAAGAUUUGCAAUCCCUAUUGUGGUUAAUAAGUUUACCUUCUGUUCAAUCAAGAAGGAGUCGAAUCUUGCCGACUUGAAAAGGAUUGCUAAACUCAUUAUAUGGGACGAGGCGUUGAUGAUGAGUAAAGACUGUUUCAAGACUCUAGAUAGAACGAUGCGUGAUAUAUUAGAAGUUGAGAAGCCCUUUGGUGAUAAGGUCAUUGUUUUAGGAGGGGAUUUUAGGCAAAUAUUGCCAGUGAUUCCAAAUGCCGGGAAGACAGAGAUACUUAUGGCCACUUUGAAUUCGUCACCUCUGUGGUACAAAUGUAGAGUGUUGAGACUUACACAGAACAUGCGACUUAUAGCUGGAGAUAAUAGUCGUGCUAUGCUUGAACGAGCUGCCUUUACAAAGUGGAUCUUAGACAUUGGUGAUGGUACGAUAAAUGACGAUGGUAGUGGUGAAGCCGUGAUUGAUAUUCCUGAUGAUCUGUUGAUUAAAGACUGUAAAGAUCCUAUAAAAACGAUCGUCAAAGAAAUAUAUGGGAGUUCGUUUUCGAAAGAGACUGAUCCUAAAUUUUUCCAAGACCGUGCCAUACUGAGUCCAAGAAACGAUGAUGUAGAUACGAUAAAUGAUUAUAUGGUUUCAAAGUUACCGGGUGUUGAAAGGACCUAUCUUAGCUGUGAUAGCAUUGAUACGACUGAAGAAGUUGUUAAUUACAAUGAUGCGUCUGAAGUACCCUCAGAGAGUGUAGCCAGUAAGAAUAAAGGUGAUUCCAACAAUAUGAUUUAUACCGAGGAGUUUUUAAAUAGUAUCAAGAUGUCUGGUUUCCCUAAUCAUGUCCUGAAGUUGAGAGAGGGUACUCCUGUAAUGCUUCUAAGAAAUAUCGACCCUAAGAAUGGGUUGUGUAAUGGCACAAGACUCAUCAUUAUUAAGAUGGCUAAUUAUGUUCUCCAGGCUCAGAUAAUAACAGGUAGCAAGGUUGGUGAAAAGGUACUGAUUCCUAGGAUAUUCCUCUCUCCUUCGGAGAUGAAACUUUCUUUCAGGAUGAGACGCAAGCAGUUUCCUAUCACAUUAGCUUUUGCAAUGACUAUAAACAAAAGCCAAGGACAGACACUCGAAAAGGUUGGUUUGUAUCUUCCAAGACCGGUUUUUACUCAUGGACAACUCUAUGUCGCUGUAUCGAGGGUUACAUCAAGAGAAGGUUUGAAGAUAUUGAUCACCGAUAAAGACAACAAACCACAAAACAAAACAUUGAAUGUCAUCUACAAGGAGGUUUUUGACAAGAUAUGA
Messenger RNA from Eutrema salsugineum, 3762 nucleotides. RefSeq lists its product as uncharacterized. The coding region runs from base 1 to 3762 and encodes 1253 amino acids. The transcript has 8 exons. The record is from RefSeq and is a predicted model, not a curated record. NCBI's taxonomy places the organism in Eukaryota, Viridiplantae, Streptophyta, Magnoliopsida, Brassicales, Brassicaceae. Gene Ontology annotation, biological process: DNA repair; telomere maintenance. Gene Ontology annotation, molecular function: DNA helicase activity.